This is a messenger RNA of Nymphaea colorata (pocket water lily), 1035 nucleotides long. RefSeq names its product tetraketide alpha-pyrone reductase 1. Gene Ontology annotation, molecular function: oxidoreductase activity, acting on the CH-OH group of donors, NAD or NADP as acceptor. Bases 1 to 1035 code for a protein of 344 amino acids. The record is from RefSeq and is a predicted model, not a curated record. The transcript is spliced from 6 exons. Lineage: Eukaryota; Viridiplantae; Streptophyta; Magnoliopsida; Nymphaeales; Nymphaeaceae.
AUGGCGGGUAACAGCAUCGUCACUCUUGAUGAAGAAGGCAAAGAUGCCGUUGGUAACACUGGCAAGAGAGUGUGCGUCACCGGUGCAUCAGGGUAUGUUGCUUCCUGGCUUGUGAAACGCCUGCUUCACUCUGGCUACACCGUCGUUGGAACAGUGAGGGAUCCAGGAAACAAAAAUAAAACAGAGCAUCUAUGGAGGCUGGAAGGGGCAAAGGAAAGGCUUAAAUUGGUGGGGGCCAACCUCAUGGAGGAGGGCAGCUUCGACGAAGCGAUCGUGGGAUGUGAGGCCGUCUUCCACACUGCAUCACCUGUUCUUGCAGCCAAAGUCAUCGACCCAAAGGCAGAGAUAUUGGAGCCAGCAGUGCAGGGAACACUGAACGUACUGAGGUCCUGCAACAGAAACCCCGCCCUCAAACGCGUGGUCUUGACGUCGUCCACCGCAGCCGUGAGGGCUAGGGACGACUUCGACCCCAGUACUCCGCUCGACGAGUCGUCGUGGAGCUCCACCCAGUUGUGUGAGCGCCUCCAGAUUUGGUACGCCUUGUCCAAGACCUUGGCGGAGAGGGCUGCAUGGGACUACGCUGAGAAGAACAAGAUCGACUUGAUCACCGUCCUUCCCGCCUUUGUGAUCGGCCCCACCUUGCCUCGCCACCUCUGCUCCACCGCUUCCGAUGUUUUGGCUUUCCUUACAGGUGGUGGCGAGAAGAUGUGGAGGCACGGACGGAUGGGUUACGUGCACAUCGAUGAUGUAGCGCGUUGCCAUAUUUUGGUGCUUGAAGAUGCAGAGGCGCGAGGAAGAUACCUGUGCUGCUCAACCGUCCUGGAAACUGAGGAGUUCGCCUCCAUUUUCGCUGCAAGAUUCCCGAGCCUACCUAUUCCCACCAAGUUUGAAAACAUGCAGAAGGGCGGCCUCUACUAUGACUAUGAUAUGUCAAAGCUAAGGAGCCUGGGCUUCAAUUUUAAGGGGAUGGAGGAGAUGUUUGACGACUGCGUUCAGUCCCUCCGACAGCAUGGCUACCUUGCCGAUGCAAUAUGA